AUGUCACCAUUACAGAGAGAAGUGGAAUUUCUCAGAGUAGAAGGAUCUAACAUUACACUCUCAGGAAAGCCUAUCGUACUCAAGGGUGCUGGCUUGGGAGGAUGGAUGAACAUGGAGAAUUUCAUAACUGGUUAUCCGGGACACGAACAUCAGAUGCGCGCAGCUCUGCGUACAACGAUGGGUCAGGACAAGUAUGAGUUUUUCUUUGACAAGGCAACUUUCCUCGAAUACUUCUUUCAAAAAGCCGAUGCUGCAUUUAUCGCUUCUUUAGGUCUCAACUGUCUGCGUCUUCCCGUCAAUUAUCGUCAUUUCGAAGAUGAUUCCAAUCCUCGGGUAUUCAAAUCUGACGGUUUGAAGCAUCUCGAUCGAGUGAUUGACCUGUGCGCCAAACAUGGUAUAUAUACCAUCAUAGACCUCCACUCCGCUCCCGGAGGCCAAAAUAUUGACUGGCAUUGUGAUGCUGGUAAUCAUCAGGCUAACUUCUGGGUACACAAAGAUUUCCAAGAUCGGGCUAUUGCCAUCUGGGAGCAUUUGGCUGAGCACUACAAGGGCAAUACCUGGGUCGCAGGCUAUAACCCCCUCAACGAGCCUACCGACUCGGAGCAUGUCAGACUCUUGAGCUUCUACCAAAGGGUAGAAAAAGCUAUCCGAGCCGUGGACCCGGAUCACAUUUUAUUCUUAGAUACGUUCGGUGAAGAUUUGAGUCGGUUUGGAGAUCCUCUACCGAAUUGCGUAUACGCAUGCCAUGAUUAUUCCAUGUACGGUAAACCAGACCAGGUAGCGCAUCAUCGAAAGUCGUUUGAUAGAAAAGUGGAAUAUAUGAGACGUAUCGGUGGUCCUAUCUGGAAUGGUGAAUUCGGUCCGGUCUACGCAUCAUCCUCCGACAGUAAUCACGAACAAAUCAACCAGUCCCGAUACGCCGUAUUGGAACAUCAAUUGAGCAUCUAUGCUCAAGCAAAGGCCAGUUGGUCCAUUUGGCUCUAUAAAGAUAUUGGGUUUCAAGGGAAGAUGUAUGUCAAUCCCGAUACGGAGUAUAUGAAACUCCUUGGACCUUUCUUAGACAAAAAGAAGCGUUUAGCAGUAGAUGCAUGGGCAGUAGAUGAGGAGAACGUAAAACAUAUCUUCGACCCUCUGAACAAUUGGCUUGAAGAAAACAUUUCAAACGUGAACCACGAGAAACGUUAUCCGCCCAUGUGGAAAAUGUCUCGACACGUGAGUAGGAUGGUGAGGGAGAUACUACUUUCUGAAGAGUUGGUUCACGAGUACGCCCAAUAUUUUUGCGAUAAGAGUAAGGACGAACUGGAAGAAUUGGCGAAAAGUUUCGCUUUUGAGAAUUGUAUACAGAGGGAGAGAUUGAAUGACAUCCUGAAGAAAGAUGCUGGAGGGGAGGUGAUGAUUGCAGCGUGA
Tremella mesenterica DSM 1558 is the source of this 1407-nucleotide messenger RNA. RefSeq lists its product as uncharacterized. NCBI's taxonomy places the organism in Eukaryota, Fungi, Basidiomycota, Tremellomycetes, Tremellales, Tremellaceae. Bases 1 to 1407 code for a protein of 468 amino acids. Gene Ontology annotation, cellular component: extracellular region; cell surface. The transcript is spliced from 14 exons. Gene Ontology annotation, biological process: glucan catabolic process. The record is from RefSeq and is a predicted model, not a curated record. Gene Ontology annotation, molecular function: beta-glucosidase activity.